Molecule: messenger RNA, 5613 nt
Organism: Acanthaster planci (crown-of-thorns starfish)
Lineage: Eukaryota; Metazoa; Echinodermata; Asteroidea; Valvatida; Acanthasteridae
Biological process (GO): neurotransmitter transport; regulation of neurotransmitter secretion; synaptic vesicle exocytosis
Cellular component (GO): terminal bouton; SNARE complex
Molecular function (GO): syntaxin binding
Source: RefSeq, a predicted model, not a curated record
UCGUGUCGUGAUCGUAUGGGUGUACAUGGCCGGACGUACGUGAGUACACGGCGUGCAUAUUGCCAUUGUAAUUCCUGCAUACACAUUGGGUAGCGAUCGACACGUCGAGAACGUGAGCGCAGUCGGACCCAUUUUCCCUUGUAUCUGACCGGAUAAGUGCUUGAUGAUGAAGGGAUGCUGAACGGGUCUUCUGCAAGUCUUUAAGCUGUGGAGGAUCUGACCGGCACGGCAGAGGUUUGCAGCUGUUCGGAUCGGACGAGGCUGAGUGCAGAUUCUUACAAAUCGAUCCUAGAAAUUGCCUCAGAGGUCCCCUGGCCAAGUCUCUCAAGACUCCAGCACGGUAAUUCCUUUUUUUGGUCCUUGCACUGGACUGAGGACCCCUCAGCAGAAAUCCUGAUCCGGAAUCACGCCCGUCUGUGCAUCGACACGUACACGUCCUUUAAUUUCCCAAGAUGGCAGGCAUGGCGGCGAAGAUGAUUUUGGGGAAUAAGUUAGAUAGUGUUAAAGGGGAGCUGGGCAACCUGGGAGGCAAAGAGAUGACGGAGGAGGAGGCGGAGCAGGCCCAGCUGAUUGAGGAGCAGCGGCAGGAGCAAGAGAAUGAGCGCAAGGCGCGGCACGAGAAGAUGGAGGCAGAGCGUGAGGUGGAGAGGCAGAGAAUACGAGACAAGUACGGUUUGAAGAAAAAGGAGAAAGAGGACCCGGAAGCGGACAGUGCCGGUCGGAUCUCUCGGAAGAAGAAAACACCGGCCGAGAUGCAGGCAGCGAUGGGUCCACCUGCAGAAGAGGAAGAACAAGGUCUCGUCGACACUGUCAUGAACUUUUUCACGCCUCUCACAGACAAAAUAAGCGGCUUUUUCGGCAAGUAAACUUGUGUCAAAGCUGUCUGCCAUCUGUCAUCCUCCUCCCCUCCUCCUCCUCGAGUUACCCCAUCAUCGUCUCCUUUUCCAAAGCCAUUUUCAACGUCUCGAUCCCCUCCUGAUAGAAUUUUUUCUUUCGCUCUAUGCUUGCGCUGCACGUUUGAAGUUCAGUUGUGCUGAUGAGAGGAACAUGUGUAAUGUCUGCACACUCCCACUUUGUACAUGUAUGCGCUGUGUGCGUGGCCACACCCUGUGCACUUCAUAUUUGCCGUGCAAGCAUGCCUCAAAUUCAGAGUGCACAAUUUGACAGAGUUGUGGCCUGGUCCUUCACAAAACCAUUUGCUAUAAACAUUCUGUAGACCGAUUCGAUGACGCCAUUACUGCGGUGUCCCCGUCACUAAGGCGUGCAUUCCUAGGCUUGACAAGCAGGUGAUUUUGGUUAGCAGUGCACUCCCAUUGGCUGAUGAGGAGGCAUUCGAUGUGCAUCUCUUUGUUCACGCGCGCGGGGACACCGCAGUAAUGGCUCCUGAUUCUUGUCACCAGAUCGGUCUAUAGGUGACCCAAGUUUUAACAUUUCAAAAACCGUGGUACACCUACAGUAGUAUGCACAGUGUAUCUCUUAUCAACAAAAUCAGGGUUUGAUCCCUUCUAAUUGCCUUCAUCAGCUAUGCGCAUACUUAAUUAUUUUGACGUUUCAUAAUUUUGAAAGUUUUAUGUGAUUAGAUUUGAUAUCCAGAUCCUUGAGAACAGCAGGUAGGGCUAACAAAUUCUGUCUCGGUGGAAUGAUUGCGUGAGUGGCUGCAACCACUUUCCCUAAACGUGUGUUUUAUUCCCGGCCAUAGCUGGUGAGAUUUGGACGUAACCUUAGCCAUUAUCUUGAGCGAGCUCAACGGUAAAUUUUCCUGGCUCCCAAUAUGGUAAAAGUCCCCAUCAAAUUCACGAGUGAACUGGGUGUCAUUCAAGGUCACUAGGCUCCGUUUCCAAAUUACUUGUUACCGGCUGCAGCCUGAAAUUACACCCGACCCUACAGUUAUUAGCAGCAGCCUGCAGUGUCCCGGACUUGAGUGUCAUUUUGAGCCGCGACCAAGUAAUUUGGACGCGGCCUUUUACUUGGCUUAUGUCUCUGAGGAUGUGCAUAAAUAGUCGGCCACAGCCUGGAUUUGAUCCUCUUUGGGUUUAAAAGGGGUCACCAUGAAGAUUUGAUGCUUCCAAAAAAAAAAAAAAGAAAAAAGGAGGAGUCAGGGCAACGAUUUUGAGUUUAGAUGCUUUUUGAUUCAGUUGCCCCAAGCCUGUUGUUUGUUCCCAAACAUGUCUGAUGUCAUUCUGUUAUCUAACGUCCUCUCUGCGAUUGCUUGCUAUUAAUAAUACAGCUCCCGUAUCCUUAUGACCACACUCAUUGCACAUUUUAGUAAAGGUUGCCCGCUGGUAGUUCUGUUGUCUGUUUUUCCUCCCCCCCUCCCAUUUUUGCUGACCAUCUGGACUGCAGCGCAGUAGCUUGAAGCUUGCCAUGAGUUACAAAGUCCACUGUUGACGUCAGCAGUCAUGGCUGGCACUUAGCACUCAAAAAAACUCCCACCCUCAGAAAUGUAUCCCAAAUUGAGAUAAAGCAUAAUAUUAAAGGAGACUAGUUUUUUCAUUCUCCUUUGUUGGUGGGCUGACCUAUCCUGUGGUAGGUUUUUCACGUCUAGUUUUCUCCUCCAGUGUGAAAUUUUCGUAAUUUACUGCUGGAUGCACGUUCAAAAUCACAGCUGUACAUGUAGUUUGCCAGUGUGUACAUUUCAAUGUUUGUCCUCUCCGAUGCUUCUCAAAUUCCAUGUUCCCUGCGAUUAAUGUUUGGAGAACAUUUCGUUUGUUUUUUUUAGUUUGAAAUCAUGAAAUUGCGUCUUUGUUUGCUCACAAAUCCAUUGCUUGACGUGCACGGUGAUGCCGAUAUGCCCAUACCUUUUCCCCACUCAAGCCUGUUUUUUGGUCAUUGCUUUGUGUAACAGUUUUGACCCAUUGUAUCAUAUUAUAAACGUGAACGUACUUCCACUAACAUCGUCUUUAAACCCCAAAAAUGUAAACAGAAAAUCAGUUUCGUGUCCAGCAUGAAUGCACAGCACACUGUCACGACAUUUUAGUGAGUGUCUUGAUUUCCUUUCACUCUUAUUUCUCCAACAUUUGGAGGUUGCAAUAACAUUUAGUACGUGGGACUCUUUCAAGAUAUUCCUUAGUUAUUCAUUAGAUCAUUCCACUAAAGUAAACAGUGUUUCCAAAUUUGAAAUCUUGUUUGCAUGGCAUGAAGAAGUCCCAGAUGUAGCCAAGGAUGAUUUAUUACACUUUAUAUAGUAUUUAUUGUUACUAAGAGUAUACCAUAGUACAUGUAUUAUAUUUGAACUCCAUCUUUUGUUAGUGUUGGAUACUUAUCUUUAUAUGAAUAUUUCUAUCUAUAUCUGUUGUAAUAUAGUAUGAAAUAAUAUAUUAACAGAAAAAAAGUGAAGUGCAAUGAAUGUUAGUAUAAAUACAGAGUAAAUUAAAGAGACCACUGGAGAAUACCAGUAGUUGAUUUGUGAUGUGCAGCUGUGUGGUAAUACUAGACAAAAAUGGAAAGAAUCCUCAGUUGAGUCAGGGUGGGACAUCACAAUAUCUCAGCUAUUCUGUAGUGUGGUGUAUGCAGCUGAAAAGAACUUUGUGUUACCAAUUUCUGCAGGCUGGCAAAAUUGGUCAAAUGGCCAAAUAGUCACUUCUCGAUCAGACUCUCUUGUUGACCCGGCCUGAUUCACAAGUUGCCGGAGCCAUUUCUGAGUUAAGAAGCCUUUCACAGAAUCCUCUUUGCGUCUUGCAUCGUGUAAAUUGGUAACAUCCUCAAUAUUUUCACCCACAUAAUGUCCGUUUUCAUCUCGACUAAGUGAAACAUCAAAACAGUUUUGCUCCUUUCCAAAGCAAAUUAAAACCAAAUUACCCAAAAAGAUGAAAGGACUCAUUAUGUGGUAUUGAGCAAUUUAAAAUGGUUCCACUCUCACUUUAUUGCCAGCAAUGCAAUUGGCUGACAGUGGCUAAUAACAUGAAUCUGAGAUCAAAGUUGGCAAAAAUCCAUACACUUUAUUCAGGUAUGACUAUUUUAUAUUGCUUGUACCAUUCAUUUUUUUGUGUAUUCAAAAUUCAAGUUAAGGGUCUUUGAGCCAUAGUGAAGGUCGUAGGUUAUUAAUUGUAAGUCAAGAGCGGCCAUUUUGAAUACGGCAUAUACAUUCCCUCUACAUGUUCUAGUAUGUUUCCUGUAACAUUGGCUAGGAGGAUAUCGCACAGUAUCUGCUAUUUUUACCAUUUCAUUGUGUACUACAUUGGCAACCUGAUUCUGGGAAGUGUUGUGUGCUUAGCCACUGAUUGAAAUACGUUUCAGUGGGCUAACAGUGUUUGGAAUGUAUAUGUUGAGGGUUGGUGUCGAUAGAAACAUUUGCAGCAAUUAAGAGGAAGUUUGGAAGUGAGCUGGAGACAUUUCAAGUACAUGUUGAAUUGAAUACAGAGAUUUACAGCAGUCAGUGUUUCAAUUGAUGAUGCAUCACUAAAACCUGUGCAGUAAGUGUGGGCCAGACUUUAUGGAACAAAUAUUUACUGCUCUGUCUCACAGUGUUGUAAACUAACCUGCCAAGGUGAUCUGCUGGGAAUUCCACGUUUCCCCCAGCCUCAUCUUUGGGGAAACAAAAAAAAAAGCUCAACAGAUCACCUCGGGAAGCUAAUGUUGCUAUAUCACUGGGAGCAGUCAAUAUUUGCAUAUUGGACCACCGUAAACAUUCCACAAAUAGAACUCUUUUCCUGGCGUCUGGCUCUUCCUCCGAAUAGGAACAGAAUCCAUGUCCAAAACGGUUGCAUUCUUGAUCACAAAUACAAUUUUCUCCGAGCAUCCACUUCCACCGUCUUCCUUUAAUGUCUAGAUGCAUUAUCAAACACUCGCAGAACAAAGGUGAACAAACAGUAAAUGACAUUUGCUGGCAUUUUUUUCCCACGAAAAAAAUGCAUAACUGUCUGGAAGUUGCUGUCCCUCGGGAUUCCUUUUGUUAGGCAUACAAGUCUUGCGCACAGCAAGAAAAUAAAUGAGACACUGGUUCUUCGGGUGAUUGUGAAAUGUUCAUCAAAAAUAAUCCACUUUUUUGUGGCUAUCACUUUUUCUGUAAUUGAAAUGCAUCUGGAAGAAAGUACACCACAGCUUAAGAUCCAAUUGAGGGAAUUUUGUCAUCAACUGUGAAGAUUUUUGGGUGAGCUGUCAAUCCCAGGCUUUGUCUGGUGUGGACAUGUAUCCCAUGAAGUGUGCAAAAAAAAAAGGGCUUCAUUUGUGACAGCUUGUGACCGCACAAUAGCAGAAAGCACAAAGUCAUACUUUGCCGAAGAUGCUGCGGGAAAUCCAGCCAGUAUUAAUAUGCAAAUAGCCAUGGAAAGAACAACCGUUAACCCCUGGACCCCUAUGAGGAGUCUAAAAGCGGAGCUUGAUACCAUUUUUCAAAGAAUGGAAAGAAAAGGUUGAGUAGAAUCCAUCCAUAUCUCAUUUUAAUAAAGCUGUCCUUCUGAAGAUGUCUAUUUAAUCAGGUUUUUUUUUUUUUAGUGAGACAAAGUAACAAUGUGCAAUAACUUUGUGUACAAUAACUGUACGGUUUAGUAGCUAUUAUACUCACUUCCUCAGUCAACUUAAGUUAAAUUUUAUCCAUGCAAAAAAGUGAAUGUAGUUUAACUCCUUUUUUUCUGUACUAUGAUGUAAAAUAAAUCAGUGAUUUGUGAGAAAGUA